This is a messenger RNA of Tauraco erythrolophus (red-crested turaco), 1854 nucleotides long. The record is from RefSeq and is a predicted model, not a curated record. Lineage: Eukaryota; Metazoa; Chordata; Aves; Musophagiformes; Musophagidae.
AUGGUACUAAUACUGGGACGCAGACUGAAUAGAGAGGAUAGUGGGAUACGAGAUUCCCCUGCAACCAAGCGGAAAGUUUUUGAAAUGGACCCAAAAUCAUUGUCAGGCCCUGAGUUUUUCGACUUCUCCUCGGGAUCAUCCCACGCUGAAAGCAUUCUCCAGAUCUUCAAUGAAUUUCGAGACAGCCGGUUGUUCACAGAUGUUAUUAUCUGUGUGGAAGGAAGGGAGUUUCCCUGCCACCGAGCGGUUCUCUCAGCCUGCAGCAGCUACUUCAGAGCUAUGUUCUGCAAUGAUCAUCGAGAAAGCAGGGAGAUGUUAGUGGAGAUCAAUGGCAUUUUUGCUGAAGCCAUGGAUUGCUUUUUACAGUAUGUGUACACUGGCAAGGUGAAAAUCACUACCGAGAACGUGCAGUAUCUCUUUGAAACAUCAAGUCUCUUUCAGAUUAGUGUUUUGCGUGACGCCUGUGCCAAGUUCCUGGAGGAACAGCUGGAUCCUUGCAAUUGCCUGGGAAUCCAGCGCUUUGCAGAUACACACUUGCUCUUCACCAAGUGCAGGAAUUUUGCGUUGCAGACAUUUGAGGAUGUGUCCCAGCAUGAAGAAUUCCUCGAGCUGGGGAAGGACGAGCUUAUUGAUUACAUUUGCAGUGAUGAACUGGUGAUCAGUAAGGAAGAGCUGGUGUUUGAAGCUGUCAUGCGCUGGGUGUACCGGGCGGUCGAGUUGCGAAGACCAGUGUUACAUGAACUUUUGACGCACGUCAGGCUGCCGUUGUUACACCCGAACUACUUUGUUCAGACUGUGGAAGUGGACCAGUUGAUUCAGAAUUCUCCAGAGUGCUAUCAGCUGCUGCAUGAAGCCAGGCGAUAUCAUAUUCUUGGAAAUGAGAUGAUGUCUCCUAGAACUAGGCCACGCAGAUCAACUGGUUAUUCUGAGGUGAUAGUUGUUGUUGGAGGCUGUGAACGAGUUGGAGGGUUUAAUUUGCCCUAUACUGAGUGCUACGAUCCUGUAACAGGAGAGUGGAAGUCACUGGCUAAACUUCCAGAGUUUACCAAGUCUGAGUAUGCAGUGUGUGCUCUACGGAAUGAUAUUCUUGUUUCAGGUGGAAGAAUCAAUAGCCGAGAUGUUUGGAUUUAUAACUCUCAACUUAAUAUUUGGAUCAGAGUUGCCUCCUUAAAUAAAGGCAGAUGGCGUCAUAAAAUGGCUGUUCUUCUUGGUAAAGUAUAUGUUGUUGGAGGAUAUGAUGGGCAAAACCGCCUCAGCAGCGUGGAGUGUUACGAUUCGUUUUCUAAUCGAUGGACAGAGGUGGCUCCCCUUAAAGAAGCUGUGAGCUCUCCAGCUGUCACCAGCUGUGUCGGCAAACUGUUUGUGAUCGGGGGUGGUCCUGAUGACAACACGUGUUCUGACAAGGUUCAGUCGUACGAUCCCGAUACUAAUUCUUGGUUGCUCCGUGCAACCAUCCCUAUUGCGAAAAGAUGUAUUACGGCCGUGUCUUUAAACAAUCUGAUCUAUGUUGCUGGUGGGCUCACCAAAGCGAUAUACUGCUAUGAUCCAGUCGAGGACUACUGGAUGCAUGUACAGAAUACAUUCAGCAGACAGGAGAAUUGUGGCAUGUCUGUGUGUAAUGGAAAAAUCUAUAUCCUUGGUGGAAGACGAGAAAACGGUGAAGCCACAGACACUAUUCUUUGUUACGACCCUGCAACGGGCAUUAUCACAGGAGUAGCAGCCAUGCCCAGGCCAGUAUCAUAUCACGGCUGUGUGACGAUUCAUAGAUAUAAUGAAAAAGGCUUUAAACUGUAAUUUUUUUUUCUUGAAAAAAGAAGAUGAUGGCAUGAAUGACUCCAGUGGUCUGCUGCAAGA